Conger conger (European conger) is the source of this 2241-nucleotide messenger RNA. It is a transcript of the gene anxa11b, whose product is annotated as annexin A11b. Lineage: Eukaryota; Metazoa; Chordata; Actinopteri; Anguilliformes; Congridae. Bases 163 to 1671 code for a protein of 502 amino acids. The record is from RefSeq and is a predicted model, not a curated record. The transcript is spliced from 15 exons. Gene Ontology annotation, biological process: cytokinetic process; phagocytosis. Gene Ontology annotation, cellular component: cytoplasm. Gene Ontology annotation, molecular function: calcium ion binding; calcium-dependent phospholipid binding.
GCUCAAUUUUUCCUCCACGGAAUGAACCAUGUUCGAUAUCAAAAGUGGGUGUUCCGUACAGAAUGGAAACAAUAAAAGAGACCCACCCACUCAUAGAGAAAUAGCAGCGUGUCCUCCCUGGCACGGUUUCCCACCCGAACGACUACAGCUACAGUCGCCAGAAUGAGUUAUCCUGGAUACCCACAGCCUGGUGGCUACCCCCCCCAGGGUGGCGGCGGCUACCCCCCCCAGUCAGGGGGCUAUCCCCCACAACCUGGGGCCUACCCACCUCAAGCUGGUGGCUACCCUCCUCAAGGGGGUGGCUAUCCGCCCCAAGCUGGGGGCUACCCUCCUCAAGGGGGAGGCUAUCCACCGCAAGCUGGGGGCUUCCCUCAACAGGCCGGUGGCUACGCUCCUCAGGCUGGUGGCUUCCCACAGCAAGCAGGGGGCUACGCCCCCCAGCCGGGUGGCUUCCCUUCCCAAGGAGCAGGAGGGUAUCCACCCCAGCCUGGUGGCUUCCCAUCCAUGCCUCCAGCAGGUGGUAACGCUGGUUGGGGAGGUGGACCUGGCUUUGGAACGCCCCAGGGCGGCGGUGGCAUGCCCCAAGGAUAUCCAGGUGGUCCCGCCCCAGGUCAGCAGCCCAUGCCAAAUUACCCAGGAGCCCCUGCGCCUAACCCGUCCAUGCCAGCCUAUGGAGGAGGGGCACCUGCAGCAUCCAUGGCACCAGCUGUUAAUAGAGGAUUCCGAGGAUCAAUCAAGGACUUCCCUGGGGCAGAUCCUCUGAGGGACGUGGAAGUCCUCAGGAAGGCCAUGAAGGGUUUUGGCACUGAUGAGAACGCUGUAAUUGAGCUACUAGGAAGUCGCUCUAACAAGCAACGUGUACCACUGCUGAUGGCCUACAAAACCACUUAUGGAAAGGAUUUGAUUUCCGAUUUGAGGUCAGAACUCACUGGAAACUUUGAGCACCUUGUCCUGACCAUGUUGAAGACACCAACACAGCUGGCUGCAGAUGAACUGAGAGAAGCCAUACAGGGAGCUGGUACAGAUGAAGCAUGUCUGAUUGAGAUCCUGGCUUCUCGCAACAAUGCAGAGAUCCAAGAAAUCAAUGCCAUUUAUAAAGCAGAAUAUGGCAAGAAACUGGAGGAUGCAAUCAUUAGUGACACUUCAGGACAUUUCCGCAGACUGCUGGUCUCCCUUUCUCAGGGUAAUCGAGAUGAAAGGGAAAAUGUGGAUAUCUCUGUGGCUAAACAAGAUGCUCAGAGGCUCUAUGCUGCUGGUGAGAACAAGGUUGGAACGGACGAGUCGCAGUUCAACGCCAUCCUCUGUGCAAGAAGCAAGCCUCACCUCCGAGCAGUUUUCCAGGAGUACCAGCAGAUGAGUGGCAGGGACAUUGAGAAGAGCAUCUGCAGAGAGAUGUCUGGGGACUUGGAGACUGGAAUGGUGGCUGUUGUGAAAUGCAUCAAGAACACGCCCCUCUACUUUGCUGAGAGACUUCACAAGGCCAUGCAGGGCGCUGGCACCAAGGACAGGACCCUGGUCCGGGUUAUGGUGUCUCGCUGUGAGGUCGACAUGUUGGACAUCCGUCAGGCGUAUGUGCAGAAAUACGGAAAGUCACUGUAUACGCACAUUUCUGGUGACACCUCUGGAGACUACAAGAAGCUGUUGUUGAAGCUGUGUGGUGGAAAUGACUAGGAGAACAUAAAGCGGUCAUGAAGUUCAGGAAGGUCUGGCAAUCUCAAUGUACCGUACAUGUACUCUUAUACCUCGCUGUAGUGUGCACUCUAGCAAUGCAUGUUUUUAUACGUAUACUUUGAUUAUGCGUGGCUAGUUUCCUUUUAUAUCCUGCAGUGAGAAAGAUAUAACGAGUGAUUAUUUUUUAUGUAUAAUCAUUCACUGUUUGUAUCGUUUGACUGAAUAUUUUGAGUAUGUAUCUCAGACUAAAUGUGUUGUAUAUGUCCAGACCUAUAUAUAUUAGCCAGCUGUAUUGAAAGUAUAAUGAGUACUAUCAUAUCAUAUCACUGACUGCCAAAUUGAUAUAGCCAUUCUACUAACAAAUAUAUAAAUACUUUUUAAUGUCUCCGCUUCUAAUGCUAUGCAAUUUAACAAAAUGUAAAAUUAAAUCUUAGAUGUCUGCAUUUGUAAUUUAAGUAAUCUUGCAAACUCUGUUGGAAAACUAAUUUCCAAAAAAGUUCCUUUUUUAUCUUUUGAAGAUAAAAUAGUUUUCUCUUUGAAUAAAAGUCCAGACAUUUCUGCAGUAAAUAA